Verticillium nonalfalfae is the source of this 1371-nucleotide messenger RNA. RefSeq lists its product as uncharacterized. Lineage: Eukaryota; Fungi; Ascomycota; Sordariomycetes; Glomerellales; Plectosphaerellaceae. Bases 1 to 1371 code for a protein of 456 amino acids. The transcript has a single exon. The record is from RefSeq and is a predicted model, not a curated record.
AUGCCCAACUCAUCCAGGAGACCAGAACCCCGGAUUAUCACCUACAGUCGGCCGCCUCGUGCCAGCACCGAGUCCUGCGACUCAUACGAGACAUAUCACUCGGAAAGCACCGCGCCAACAUCCAUAUACGCCAGCACCCAGGCCUCAGUCAAAGAAGCUGGCCCUGUUGCCAAAUUUCAGCCAGUCUACGAAGAAGACAUCUCGCCCUCAACCAGGUGCUGUCCUGGGGCCUCUGUCGACACUUUUGACUCGAGUCUCGCCUCCGAAAACGACUGUUGCCGGGAGAUCGACCUGGAGAGCUACAAUGACAAAGAAAGCCUCUCCUUGCCCGUCUACCAUCAACGGCAUCUGGUCGAUUCCGGUAUUCCACCGUCCAACGCCCAGGACUUCGCCAAACUCUUCCCUUCCAUGGAAAGGCUUUCCAUAAGGCAUGAUGAUUCCACGCCAGACGGCAAUCUCAACCUGCGGGUCGAUACCGUCGUACCCGGUCGUCGCCGCCUCGCCAUUCAGCUCUUCCAUCUACGCAUGCACGACCUAGCUAGGAGAGACUUCUCUUUGAGGCGAUACUGCCGCGACUCGGGUCGUGAGAUCUGCAGCUGCAAGCGGCAGUACGAUCUUCCGUCUCAUGAAGAGCGUCAUGGCAUGCAGCAAUCCAUGACCAAUGCCUUUAAGGCUCUUGGCGGUCACCGAACGCUUUCGCAUGCCAGUUCCGGCAUCGCCUCUGCAGCCGGCAAUGUGAGGCCACAGUCUGGUACCAUGUCGCAUGACGAGAGCCCAGUCCUUCACUCUUCCAAUCACUCCCUGUUCUCCCAACACCAACCACAAAACGAACCCGUACCCACCAACACCAUGAAGCUCGAAUUCUCCAACUAUGCCCGCGUCAACAUAUCUAGACGAGGUCAUAGCGGUUCCAAGCGCUACGAAUUCGAGUGGUGGGGACACAGCUAUCAGUGGCGCCGCGUGCUCGACAGGAAUCUCGGCGUCGUCUCCUUCCACCUCAUUCAGGAUGGCGUCUCGAACCGGCCUGUCGCUCACAUUGUCCCCGAAACCCGUUCGCCAAACCAGGUUGAAAGCGACGAGCGCGCCGGCGACUGGGUACCUCCGUCUCACAUGUGGAUCAGCGAUCAAAGUAUCAUUGACGCCGCGACCAACGUCGCCGAUGUCGUCGUGGCCACAGGUCUCAUUGCUCUUGUCGAUGACUGCAUCAAGCAGCGCUGGCAGCCGGGGAAGCAUCAGCACCGCUUCAACCUGGGAGCGGCUUCCACUGCCGAUCAUGGCCCAAAAGCAUUUGUUCAGUCUCUCUUCCAUCGCCGCUCAUCUGAGCCGCACGCCCAACCGAAGCGCCACAGGAGAACUGUGUCUAUCUACUGA